UUUAUAAUGGAUCACGAAACAACAUUAGCCGAACUACUUGGCCUGAAUCUGCACGAAUGUGAAGAAGAGGUUAAGAAUAUUGUAGACAAGGCCGUCAAGGAAAUGUCUAUGGAGAAGAUAUUGCGAGAUUUGAAUACAACAUGGUCUGCGAUGGAAUUUGAUCAUGAACUCCAUCCACGCACCGGAUGUAAUCUCCUCAGAGCCUCGGAAGAACUCAUAGAGACUCUCGAAGAUAAUCAAGUUUGUCUACAGAAUCUAAUAACAUCCAAGUACAUCGCCCAUUUCCUCGAAGAGGUAUCAACAUGGCAGAAUAAGCUAAUGAUAGCCGAUCAGGUGAUAACCGUUUGGUUCGAGGUGCAACGCACUUGGACCCAUCUCGAGAGUAUCUUCAUGAGUUCGGAAGAUAUACGUAAACAGCUACCAGUCGACUCGGAUCGUUUCGAUCGCAUCGAUACGGAAUUUCGUAUACUAAUGAGCGAGAUGGCUCAGUCGAAUAAUGUGGUGGCAUCGACUAAUCGAGCCGGGUUGAUUGAACGCUUGGAAACCUUGCAGAAGGAGCUUACACUAUGCGAAAAGGCUUUGGCAGAGUAUUUGGAAACGAAACGUUUGGCUUUUCCUCGUUUUUACUUUGUAUCCUCCGCUGAUCUAUUGGAUAUUUUAAGCAAUGGCAUACAACCGGACAUGGUGACGAAGCAUUUAACGAAACUGUUUGAUUCUAUAGCACGCUUGAAAUUCAAUCAGGGUGAAAAGAAUGAAAUCGAAACGGCUUCAGGUAUGUAUGCCAAGGAUGGUGAAUAUGUGGAAUUCAAUGAGGUGACCAAUAUGCGUGGUCCCGUCGAAGUGUGGCUCAAUCGUAUACAGGCCGCCAUGAGAGCCUCUUUACGCUUCUAUAUUUCCGAAGCCGUGGUGGCCUAUGAGGAAAAGCAACGUGAGCAAUGGUUAUUCGACUAUCCUGCCCAAGUAUCGCUCUGUGGUUCGCAAAUUUGGUGGUCUACAGAAGUGAAUAUAGCCUUUAGCCGCCUGGAAGAGGGUUACGAUAAUGCCAUCAAGGAUUACUACAAGAAACAGAUCUCGCAAUUGAGUUUGCUGAUCACUCUUUUGUUGGGGGAACUCACUAAGGGCGAUCGUCAAAAGAUUAUGACCAUUUGCACCAUUGAUGUACAUUCACGUGACGUGGUGGCCAAAAUGAUUCAGGCCAAAUUAGAUUCCGGUUCGGCCUUUAUGUGGCAAUCCCAGUUGCGCCAUCGUUUCGACGAUGUGGAGAAAGACUGUUUUGCCAACAUAUGUGAUGCAGAAUUUCGCUAUAAUCAUGAGUAUUUGGGCAAUACACCACGUUUGGUUAUCACUCCUUUAACCGAUCGCUGUUACAUCACUUUGACCCAGAGUUUACAUUUGGUAAUGGGUGGUGGUCCAGCCGGACCUGCUGGCACAGGUAAAACGGAAACUACUAAAGAUUUAGGCAGAGCUAUUGGUAUUAUGGUUUAUGUUUUCAACUGUUCGGAACAAAUGGAUUAUCAAUCGUGUGGCAACAUCUACAAAGGUUUAGCCCAGACCGGAGCUUGGGGUUGUUUUGAUGAAUUCAAUCGCAUUACAGUGGAGGUUUUAUCGGUGGUAGCGGUACAGGUGAAAUCUGUACAAGAUGCCAUACGUGAUAAGAAGGAUACGUUUAAUUUUAUGGGCGAAAUGAUUACAUGUGUACCCACUGUGGGUAUAUUCAUUACUAUGAAUCCCGGCUAUGCCGGACGUACUGAAUUACCGGAGAAUUUAAAGGCAUUAUUUAGACCCUGUGCUAUGGUGGUGCCAGAUUUUGAAUUGAUUUGCGAAAUUAUGUUGGUAGCUGAGGGAUUUCAAGAUGCUCGUGUUCUGGCGCGCAAAUUUAUAACUUUAUAUACUUUAUGCAAAGAGCUGUUGUCCAAACAGGAUCAUUAUGAUUGGGGUUUAAGAGCUAUUAAAUCGGUUUUAGUUGUAGCCGGUUCAUUGAAGCGAGGUGACCCCGGACGCCCCGAGGAGGAAGUGCUAAUGAGAGCUUUGAGAGAUUUUAAUAUACCCAAAAUUGUCACAGAUGAUAUGCCAGUAUUUAUGGGCUUGAUAAGUGAUCUCUUCCCUGCUCUCGAUGUGCCGCGCAAAAGAGAUCAAGAUUUCGAAAGGACCGUAAAGCAAGCCGCUUCCGAUUUACUGCUACAAACGGAAGAUACUUUUAUACUAAAAGUAGUACAACUAGAGGAACUAUUAGAAGUAAGACAUUCCGUUUUUAUUGUUGGUAAUGCUGGCACUGGGAAGACACAAGUAUGGAAAACCCUAUUGCGCACCUACCAGAAUAUCAAACGGAAACCCAUAUUCAACGAUUUAAAUCCAAAAGCUGUUACCAAUGAUGAAUUGUUCGGCAUAAUAAAUCCCGCCACUCGAGAGUGGAAAGAUGGUUUGUUCUCGGUAAUAAUGAGAGAUCAAGCAAACAUAACGGGUGAUCAACCCAAGUGGAUUGUGCUCGAUGGUGAUAUAGAUCCCAUGUGGAUUGAAAGUUUAAAUACCGUUAUGGAUGACAACAAAGUCUUGACUUUGGCCAGUAAUGAGCGCAUUGCGUUGACGCCUUCGAUGCGUUUGCUUUUUGAGAUUUCAAAUUUGAGAACAGCCACACCGGCUACGGUCUCAAGAGCGGGUAUUUUGUAUAUAAAUCCUCAGGAUUUGGGUUGGAAUCCUUAUGUGACCAGUUGGGUGGAAACACGUAAAAUACCCUCCGAAAAGUCCAAUUUAGUUAUGUUAUUUGAUAAAUAUAUACCAGCUUCAUUGGAAACUAUCAGAGUUCGUUUUAAGAAGAUUACACCCAUUGCCGAAAUGGCUCACAUACAAAUGUUAUGUCAUCUGCUGGAAUGCUUUUUGACCCCGGCCAACACACCAGCCGACUGUCCCAAAGAGUGGCAUGAACUUUAUUUCGUUUUUGCCUGCAUUUGGGCAUUCGGUUCGGCUAUGUUCCAGGACCAAACCAUUGACUAUCGUGUAGAGUUUAGCAAAUGGUGGGUUAAUGAGUUCAAAACGGUUAAAUUUCCCCAAGGUGGCACUGUUUUCGAUUACUUUUUGGAUUGUGAAACUAAGCAGUUUGUUCCCUGGACCGAUAAAAUACCCAAAUUUGAAUUGGAUGGUGAUUUACCUUUGCAGGCUAUCUUGGUUCAUACUUCUGAAUCCAUACGAAUAAGAUUCUUUUUGGAUUUACUUAUGGACAAAAAACAUCCGGUAAUGUUGGUGGGCACUGCCGGCUGUGGUAAAACGGUGCUGGUUAAUGAAAAACUCCAAUCGUUGUCGGAAAACUAUGCCGUCACCACCAUACCCUUUAAUUACUAUACAACUUCGGAAAUGUUGCAGAAAAUCUUAGAGAAACCUUUAGAGAAAAAAGCUGGUCGUAAUUAUGGACCACCUGGCAAUAAAACCCUAAUAUAUUUCAUCGAUGAUAUGAAUAUGCCCGAGGUGGACUGUUAUGGUACGGUCCAGCCUCAUACCCUAAUGCGUCAACAUUUGGAUUAUGGUCAUUGGUAUGAUCGCAACAAGUUAACUUUGAAAGAUAUACACAAUUGUCAAUAUGUCGCCUGUAUGAACCCUACAGCUGGCAGUUUCACCAUUAAUCCCCGUUUACAACGUCACUUUUGUGUGUUGGCUGUAAGUUUUCCCGGCGCUGAGUCCAUAACUACCAUGUACUACUCGAUAUUGUCACAACAUUUUACCAAUGCCGAACAAAAGUUUAAUCCCAUAGUAACAAGAAUGUCGGGGAACAUAGUGGCGGCUACCUUGGCUUUACACAAUAUCAUCGCAGAUCUUUUACCCACAGCCAUUAAAUCGCAUUAUAUAUUCAAUUUACGCGAUAUAAGCAAUGUUUUUCAGGGUCUACUUUUCAGUACAACCGAUUGUUUGCCCACCGCUACGGAUCUAAUACGUCUGUGGCAGCAUGAAACACAACGUGUCUAUGCCGAUAAACUGAUCGAUGAAAAGGAUAUUGAUAGUUUUACGAAAAUGCAACAUGACAUUGUGAAGAAAUCCUUUGAAGAAAUUGACGAAUCGGUGAUAUUUGAUAAACCGAAUAUUUAUUGUCAUUUCGCCGGAGGAAUUGGUGAACCCAAGUACAUGCCCAUCAAGGGUUGGACUGAGCUUCACAAACUCCUCACGGAGGCAAUGUCUUCAUAUAAUGAUCUUGUUGCCGCCAUGAAUUUAGUACUUUUUGAGGAUGCCAUGAUGCAUGUGUGUCGUAUAAAUCGUAUAUUGGAAUCGCCACGUGGCAGUGCUCUACUGGUGGGUGUCGGCGGCAGCGGUAAACAGUCGUUGGCUCGUUUGGCAGCGUUUAUUUCGAGUUUGGAAGUCGUGCAGAUUCAACUGAAAAAGGGUUAUGGCAUAAAUGAUUUAAAGAAUGAAUUUUCAGGUUUAUAUUUGAAGGCAGGCCUAAAGAAUGUGGGCAUUAUGUUUCUCAUGACAGAUGCUCAAAUUCCCAAUGAAGAUUUUCUAGUCCUUAUCAACGAUAUGCUGUCCACUGGCGAGAUUCCAGAUCUAUUCCCCGACGAUGAAAUUGAGAAUAUUAUAGCCGGUGUGCGCAAUGAGGUCAAAGGUGCUGGUUUGGUGGAUUCUCGUGAAAAUUGCUGGAAAUUCUUUAUAGAUCGUGUACGUAAACAGCUGAAAAUAGUUCUGUGUUUCUCGCCCGUUGGUUCAACAUUACGUGUUCGGUCCAGGAAAUUCCCUGCCAUCAUCAAUGCCACCUCCAUUAAUUGGUUUCAUGAGUGGCCUCAGGAGGCUCUUAUAUCAGUGGCCAUGAAUUUCCUUUCGCAAAAUCAAGUUUUACCCGCAAAUCAUCAGGAUUCGGUGGCUAAAUUUAUGGCUUAUGUUCACACCUCGGUGAAUACCAUGUCCAAGGUGUAUUUACAAAAUGAAAGACGUUAUAAUUACACCACACCCAAAAGUUAUUUGGAGCAGAUCAGUUUAUACCUUAAGCUUCUCAAUGACAAGCAUAAGGAUUUGCAAAGUAAAAUUGUGCGAUUGGAAAAUGGUUUAGAGAAAUUGCGUUCCACAGCGGUACAAGUGGCAGAUCUUAAAGUAAAAUUGGCGGUACAGGAAAUUGAGCUUAAAGAGAAAAAUGAAGCUGCCGAUGCUUUAAUAGAGAUAGUGGGCAUAGAAACUGAGAAGGUGCAAACCGAGAAGGGUUUCGCCGAUGAGGAGGAAAUGAAGGUGGCUUUUAUAGCCGAUGAGGUGUCGAAAAAACAGAAAGAUUGUGAGGAAGAUUUGUUAAAAGCAGAACCGGCUUUGGUGGCCGCCCAAGAAGCUUUGAAUACCUUAAACAAAGCCAAUCUAACAGAAUUGAAAUCAUUUGGUUCGCCACCGGGAGCCGUAACCAAUGUCACCGCUGCUGUUAUGGUUUUACUGGCUCCGGGUGGUAAAUUACCCAAAGAUCGUUCUUGGAAGGCUGCCAAAAUUUCCAUGGCUAAAGUGGACACAUUUUUGGAUUCUUUGAUUAAUUAUGAUAAGGAAAAUAUUCACCCGGAGAUUAUUAAAGCCAUACAUCCCUAUCUAAAAGAUCCCGAGUUUGAACCGGAGUUUGUUAGAUCAAAAUCGGGAGCUGCGGCAGGUCUAUGUGCUUGGGUUAUUAAUAUUAUUAAGUUUUAUGAGGUUUUCUGUGAUGUGGAGCCCAAGAGGAAAGCUUUAGCGGCAGCAAAUGCUGAGCUGGCGGCUGCUCAGGAGAAAUUGGCGGGUAUUAAGCGUAAGGUUACGAGUUUGGAAGAACAACUUGCCAAGUUGACAGCCGAUUUUGAACAGGCCACUGCUGAUAAAUUACGCUGCCAGCAAGAGGCCGAUGCUACUCAAGCUACCAUAGCUUUGGCUAAUCGUUUAGUGGGUGGUCUGGCUAGUGAAAAUGUACGCUGGGCUGAAGCUGUUAAUAACUUCGUUAAACAGGGCAUAACCCUACCGGGAGAUAUACUGCUAAUCACAGCUUUUAUAUCGUACGUGGGCUGUUUCACCAAACAAUUUCGCAUAGAUUUGAUACAAAAAAUGUGGACUCCAUUCCUAAAGAAUAUAGAUCCACCUAUACCUACCACAGAGAAUCUAGAUCCCUUAUCUCUACUAACAGAUGAUACCACCAUAGCUAUAUGGACAAAUGAGGGUCUACCAUCGGAUCGUAUGUCUAUAGAAAAUGCCACUAUACUAUCGAAUUCCGAUCGAUGGCCGUUAAUGAUAGAUCCACAGUUACAAGGAGUUAAAUGGAUCAAACAAAAAUAUGGUGAACAGUUAAUAGUCAUACGCAUGGGUCAACGUAGCUAUUUGGAGGAAAUCGAGAAAGCCAUUACCAAGGGCAAUACGGUGUUAAUAGAAAAUAUCGAUGAACAAUUGGAUCCAGUAUUGGAUUCGUUAUUGGGACGUAACUUAAUUAAAAAGGGAAAGGCCAUUAAAAUCGGUGACAAAGAAGUUGAGUACAAUUCCAAUUUCCGCUUGAUUUUACACACAAAAUUAGCAAAUCCUCACUAUAAACCUGAAAUGCAAGCACAAACCACAUUAAUUAAUUUCACGGUUACACGCGAUGGCCUAGAAGAUCAACUUUUGGCCGAAGUAGUUAAAGCCGAAAGACCCGAUUUGGAGGAAUUAAAAGCUGAACUAACUAAACAACAAAAUGAUUUUAAAAUAAUGCUUAAACAAUUGGAAGAUGAUUUACUGUCUCGUUUGUCCUCGGCAGGGGAGAAUAUUUUGGGAGAUACGGCUUUAGUAGAGAAUUUGGAGACUACCAAAAGUACUGCCUCAGAAAUUGAGGAGAAGGUGGCUGAGGCUAAAAUAACUUCCAAAGAAAUUGAUAAAGCCCGAGAAUAUUAUCGUCCGGCUGCUGCUAGAGCCAGUUUGUUGUAUUUUAUUUUGAAUGAGCUUAAUACCAUCAACCCGAUAUAUCAGUUUUCUUUAAAGGCUUUUAGUGUGGUUUUCCAGAAGGCCAUUGCCAAGGCUGACCCUGGCGAAACUUUAAAUCAGCGAGUUUUAAAUUUAAUCGAUUGUAUUACCUAUUCGGUAUUUCAAUAUACCUCGAGAGGCCUGUUUGAAUGUGAUAAAUUAAUAUUUGCUUCACAAAUGACUUUCCAGAUUCUUCUUAUGAACGAAGAAAUAACUUCUGCGGAACUAGAUUUCCUACUCCGCUUCCCGAUUAAACCGCACGUCACCAGUCCAGUUGAUUUUCUAUCCAAUCAAUCGUGGGGCGGAAUAUGCAGUCUAGCUUCCAAAGAUGAAUUUAGAAAUUUAGAUCGUGACAUUGAAACUUCUUCGAAACGUUGGAAAAAACUAGUGGAAUCCGAAUUACCGGAAAAGGAGAAAUUUCCUCAGGAAUGGAAGAACAAAACUGCUCUACAGAGGCUAUGCAUGAUAAGGGCCUUGAGACCGGAUCGUAUGACUUAUGCUUUAGCAGACUUUAUAGAGGAAAAACUUGGCUCUAAAUAUGUGGAAAAUCGUGCCAUGGAAUUCGCCAAGUCCUUUGAGGAAGCUUCACCCUCUACCCCCAUCUUCUUUAUUUUAUCGCCCGGUGUAAAUCCUCUUAAAGAUGUUGAAGCCUUAGGCAAACUUCUAGGUUAUUCGCAAGACCUGGAUAAUUUUCACAAUGUUUCGUUGGGUCAGGGUCAAGAGGCUAUAGCUGAGGCCGCCAUGGAUACGGCUGCCAAAAAUGGCCACUGGGUUGUUUUGCAAAAUAUACAUUUGGUACGCAAAUGGCUGCCGGUUUUGGAAAAGAAAUUGGAAUAUUAUGCCGAAGGUUCACAUCCAGACUAUCGUAUGUUUUUGAGUGCUGAACCGGCUUCCACACCCUCGGCCCAUAUAAUACCACAGGGCAUUUUGGAAUCCUCCAUUAAAAUCACCAAUGAACCACCCACUGGCAUGUUGGCCAAUCUCCAUAAGGCUUUGGACAAUUUCACCCAAGAGACUCUGGAAAUGUCGGGAAAAGAAGCCGAAUUUAAGGCUAUACUCUUUUCACUUUGCUACUUUCAUGCUGUUGUUGCGGAACGUCGUAAAUUUGGGCCUCAGGGUUGGAAUAAGGUCUAUCCCUUUAAUGUGGGAGAUCUGAAUAUUAGUGUAUCGGUGCUUUACAACUAUUUGGAGGCCAACGCUAAAGUGCCUUGGGAAGAUUUACGUUAUUUAUUUGGUGAAAUUAUGUAUGGUGGUCAUAUCACCGACGACUGGGAUCGUAAACUUUGUAUAACAUAUUUAGAGGAAUAUAUGCAACCGGAUUUGGUGGAUGGAGAGUUGUUUUUGGCUCCCUCCUUUCCAGCUCCUCCUAACACUGAUUAUUUGGGUUAUCAUGCCUAUAUAGAUGAGAAUAUGCCAGCUGAGUCUCCCUAUCUGUAUGGCUUGCAUCCAAAUGCUGAAAUUGGGUUUUUGACAACACGAGCCGAAAACAUAUUCCGUACGGUAUUUGAAAUGCAACCGAGAGAUGCUGGCGCUGGUGGCGGAGCCACUGUAACGCGUGAGGAUAAAGUUAAGCAAAUCGUGGAUGAGAUUAUAGAAAAAUUACCGGAGGAAUUCAAUAUGAUAGAAAUCAUGAAUAAAGUAGAGGAAAGAACUCCCUAUGUUAUAGUAGCCUUCCAAGAAUGUGAGCGCAUGAAUUAUUUAACCAGUGAAAUGAAGAGAAGUCUUAAAGAAUUGGACUUAGGCUUAAAAGGAGAACUAACUAUAACCUCUGAUAUGGAGGUGUUAGAAAAUGCAUUAUUCUUGGAUCAAGUGCCGCCAGUAUGGACCCAAAGAGCCUAUCCUUCUCUCUUGGGUUUAAAUAAUUGGUUUAUUGAUUUGUGUCUACGUUUGCGAGAAUUGGAGACUUGGUCUACUGAUUUUGUGUUGCCCUCUUGUGUUUGGUUGGCUGGCUUUUUCAAUCCUCAAUCAUUAUUAACGGCAAUUAUGCAAAGUACUGCUCGUCGCAAUGAGCUGCCAUUGGACAAAAUGUGUUUGCAGUGUGAUGUGACCAAAAAGCAAAAAGAAGAUUUUACAUCAGCGCCAAGAGAAGGCGCCUACGUUCAUGGCAUAUUUAUGGAAGGCGCCAGAUGGGAUAUACAACAAGGUAUAAUUAUGGAGUCGCGUCUUAAAGAACUUUAUCCCCCAAUGCCGGUCAUUAAUAUACGAGCCAUUACCCAGGAUAAACAGGAUUUGCGCAAUAUGUAUGAGUGUCCCGUCUAUAAGACACGCACUCGUGGUCCCACUUACGUUUACUUUAAUUUAAAAACUAAGGAUAAACCAGGCAAAUGGACUUUGGCUGGUGUGGCUUUAUUGUUACAAACAUAA
Molecule: messenger RNA, 9264 nt
Organism: Lucilia sericata (common green bottle fly)
Lineage: Eukaryota; Metazoa; Arthropoda; Insecta; Diptera; Calliphoridae
Product: dynein beta chain, ciliary-like
Biological process (GO): microtubule-based movement
Cellular component (GO): dynein complex
Molecular function (GO): minus-end-directed microtubule motor activity; dynein intermediate chain binding; dynein light intermediate chain binding
Source: RefSeq, a predicted model, not a curated record